This is a messenger RNA of Mya arenaria, 2288 nucleotides long. RefSeq lists its product as uncharacterized. The transcript has 11 exons. NCBI's taxonomy places the organism in Eukaryota, Metazoa, Mollusca, Bivalvia, Myida, Myidae. Gene Ontology annotation, molecular function: copper ion binding; dopamine beta-monooxygenase activity. The coding region runs from base 140 to 1945 and encodes 601 amino acids. The record is from RefSeq and is a predicted model, not a curated record.
GUUUUAGUUUGCAAAGCAAAUUUUAGGUGUUAUUGUAUUGUGUACGAUGCGAAUUUGAAUAGCGCGAACGGAUAAUUUGUCACAAUUUAACUUUCGAAAGAUUUUGCCAAACAGACGUGAAUUAUUUGUAAUAAUCAGGAUGCGCAUUACUGGAGGAAUACUUACAACGUUCUGCUUGCUCCAAAUCAGCACCGCUUACCCUUACUUUCGGGACAAGAUACCGAACGGCCACCUGGUUGCAAACCCUUGCAAUAUCUCCGAGAUCUGGUUUGGCGUUGGCCAUAAGCAGAGAUAUGGCAACGGAGAGAGAAACCAAUUUGGACUCGAUUUCCAACGACAAGGAAUGCAAUGGACAAAUGACUUGUGUAGGAUGGACUCCGAUGAAGAUGGUUCUACUAAUGGUGCGGAGCUUGGAGACCCGAACUGUAAAUGGGUCCCUGGUGGUGUUCCCAUACAAUCACAAGGGAUCACACAUCCUGGUGUCUGCACUGACUCCUCUGGUCACGCCUGCAAAGAGCCGGGUUUUGAUUUGAAAUGUGACGGGUUUCAAUGUGAUGCUGCCACGGGAACAAGGAAACUUGAAAUUAGGUACACACAGAUGGAAGUACCAACGCAACCCAAAACAUACAAGUGCCAGGCAUUUGCGCUUCCUACAGACAAGGACUACCACCUCAUUGCUGCCACCCCUCACAUCAGCAACAUCAAUCACGUACAUCACAUGACAUUGCUUGGCUGCAGGCUUGGACAUCGGUCCGAUACUCCUUUUACACCAAACUGCACAUUCGAGGACGAAGAUUGUGCCGAUCCACAACUUACAGAGGCCCCAUUCAAAUGUAAUACUCUUAUUGGUAGAUAUUAUUGCGAGUCUGUCCUGCUUGUGUGGACUGUAGGAGACCUUGGAGUUUGCUUUAACAACGAUCAAGCCGCCUGGCGUUUUGGCAAAACUGCAUUCAAACAUGUUAUGCUAGAGACAUAUUACUACAAUGAAAAGCUUGCAAGUGGGGAAGUAGAUGCAUCGGGUUUGACGUUGCACUUCACCGAUAAUCUGCGGCCAAAUGAUCUUGGAAUCUUUAGGGUGGGUCUGAAUUAUCUGCUAUUUAUACCGCCAAAAAGGAAACGGUUUGAAGUCAGUGCAGUAUGUGGAGGGGACUGCAUGCGGGAGUAUUCAAAUGAAACUAUUACUAUCAUAGGUGGACAAAGUGAAAUGUUUUAUCAUGGUGUAUCUGGCAAAAUGUAUAAAGGCAAAACCGAUGGGACGUCGGAAGUAUUAUUUGAAGAUUCUGAAUACCAUCUUGAUAGUCCUAAACUACAUUUGUUGGACACACCUAAAACCCUUGGCCAAGGGGAGUCGUUAGGAGUGAAUUGUACAUACGACUCGAGUAGCGAAAACAAAACGUUAUUGUAUGGUAUAGAUGUUAACUCGACUGAGGUUUGUUUUGGGCACAUUUUGUACUAUCCGAAAGAAGGUUCAAUCGAAAAAGGAUGUACGACAAUAGGCGACCUCGAUCAAUGUGAAAUUAGGGACAUCGUUGCACAAUGUGAACAUCUGGACAUCGUUGGACAUCUGAACAAAUCACACCCUGCUUUAAAAGAAAUAUUUGACAACUGUAUGUUUGGAAGAUGCCUGCAGGAGUGCGUUAACGUCUCAGAAAAGUAUUCGACUCAUCCGUGUUUCUCCGGUUCCUUAAAGGACUUCCUAGUUUGGACAUUAUCACUACCUGAGAGCGAUGACGAUUUUAAGACGAUUAUGCUUGACUUUUGGGGCCGACUUGAUUCAUGCAAGACCAACAAUGGAAAUGUGACACAUAUGACCACUUUUUCGUCUGUUGAUUCAUGCAAGACCAACAAUGGAAAUGACAAACAUAUGACGUCUAUUUCGUCUGUUUUGCCAUGUUAUGGACAUUGGCUGAGCGUUUGGGUGUUAGUUUAUUUUGUUUUUGUUUAAAUUGAAAUUAGCAGGUCUGACUCGAAAUUGAUAUAAAGGACCAAUUUCUAUAUACUGUAGGUAGGCAUUCUCGCUUGGCUGGAAUUUUCUGAGGCUCAAUGUAUUUUCGCCGGUCCCUGGGAGUUCGAGUCCACGGUGUUCGACUGUAAUUUACAUAACAAACAGUGCUGUUUCGAAUUUAACACGGUUGAUGUCGCGUCUUGUUACACAUAUACGCUCAGGUUUGUUUAGGAAUGCUCCACGUUUACCUAUGUAUAUCACUUCCUAUGAUCGGUCAAUUGAACUACUCUCGACCAUCGACAGUGACAAAAUAUACUAAACAUAUAAUAAAUCAUUUUAUUUA